Messenger RNA from Lodderomyces margitis, 1656 nucleotides. RefSeq lists its product as uncharacterized. The transcript has a single exon. The record is from RefSeq and is a predicted model, not a curated record. Lineage: Eukaryota; Fungi; Ascomycota; Pichiomycetes; Serinales; Debaryomycetaceae. The coding region runs from base 1 to 1656 and encodes 551 amino acids.
AUGACUGACCACGAACCUGUACAGAUUGAGCCCGACAACUUUCGCGAUGGUAUUAUCAUUGGUGGAGGUACUUGUGGAUUAGCAGUGGCAGCUCGCUUGUGCGAAAACCACCCGGGUUCACUUUUCACCGAGGAUGAACAUCAACGAUUCCAUUGGUUGAAACAACGCGGGCACAAGACCAACAAAGUUAAAAGUAAGCAAAGAUUCGACUAUGAUAGGUUCCACCCUAAGGAUCUAUUGGUUAUUGACACAAGGAAUAACAUGUUUAUGGCACAGUGGGAUUCACAGUUCAGUGCUUGCCAGAUUCCUCAUUUGAGAUCUCCGAUGUUUUUCCACGUUGAUCCUAGUGAUAUUGAUGGGAUGAUUAGUUAUGCCCAUUUGAAUAAACGUGAAAAGGAGUUAAUGGAAAUCACCAAUGUAGUGGGUAAAGAAUUUUCAAAACAUCAACAGAAGAGGCUUAAACUGAAGUUGAAACUGACAGAUGGUAUCGUUGAUAUCAAUAUGCGUGAUUGGAAGGAUUAUUAUAGGCCGUCUACAAAGUUGUUUCAUGAUUAUUGUAUGGAAGUGGUUGAGCGGUAUCGGCUACAGGACGGUAUCGUAAAUGAUGAAGUAGAGAGUAUUGAGCACCGAUUGAUUCAAAGUGGAGAUGAUUUAGGCAAAGGCUUUGUUAUUCGCACAAAGUCCGGUAAAAUAUACGGAUGCAAAUUUGCCGUCGUUGCGAGUGGCCAUAGAGGUAAAAUCAACUAUCCUCUUUCCAUUUGUCCUGAUCCGCAUUUCCCUAACGGCUCAUGUCAUACAACACAUUUGUUUUCGAAGCAAGUCCAGUUUCUUGAUCUGCAAUACUUUAGUAAUCCCGAUCGCAAAAACAUUGUAAUUAUAGGAGGUGGCUUGACUUCGGCCCAGUUAGCUCAUGUUGCCUGCCAGGAUCCCACAGUUUCUAGCGUACAUCUAGUAUUCCGCUCUGGCAUCAAGAUCAAACACUUUGACUUCCAUCUUGACUGGGUGGCAAAGUACAAAAAUGUAAAGAAAUCCGCUUUUUACAAUUUAGGUACAAAUGAGUUAAAGUAUGAGAUGAUGAAUGAAGCAAGAGAAGGUGGAUCGAUCAAUCCAGAAUACUACAAGAAACUAAAGCAACACGUGAAGAAUGGACGCUUAAAUUGGAUGACAGAAACACAAGUGGUUGAGCAAGGAUGGGAAAAUGGAUCAUGGGAGUUACUGUUAAGGAAGCAAAAUAGUGAAGCAAAAAGGUUGAGCAAGAUCGAUUACGUCUACUAUGCUACCGGCAUUCAAGCUGAUGUUGAAUCUUUGCCAUUUUUGCAUACCAUGUUUGAUGAAUUCCCAAUUGACGUUUGUAAUGGGUAUCCUUCCCUCACGGACAACUUGCAGUGGAACAAAGAAAUUCCCUUGUAUAUGGUGGGUAAAAACGCCGCUUUACAAGUCGGCCCCACUUCAGCAAAUCUUGAUGGAGCCAGACUUGGAGCUGAAAGAAUUGGAUGGCACUUGCAGAAUAUGAAGUUGCAGGGGGAGUUUGAUUGGUCACCAGUUUCCGUCAUCACCAACAACGACGGCAGAUCUAGCACAUUCGAUAAACGUCUACAAUUAGCUGGUGGGCUGAUCAACUGGUUCGAGCUUCUCGAGUUUGAAAAAAUAAACUAA